GAUGCCGCAUUGAUCAAAAACUAAAUUGUACAUUCCCAAGUGCAAGGAAACCGUGCUUUUGCCCUCAUCCGCGCGUGAAAAUAUCUGAAGAAACACGCUCCCACGCGCCCAACUCAAACGCUAAUUGUUGGCAUUGAUCCUCCUUCUCAUUCUGUAACAACGAACCAACGCACGCACUCUACCCAUUCCUCAACCUCUUCCGCUCAUUUGCAUGUUAUCGGAGCUCCGGCUCCAUUGACGGAGCCCCGGCUCAGUUCAUAAAACAGACUCCAUUUUCUUCCCCUUUUCAAGAUCUUCAAACCUAACCAGAAUGUCCAAACCCUGGGGUAACAUCGGAGCCUGGGCCGCUGAUUCCGAGCGGGCCGAGGCCGAGGAGCGCGAGGCCCAGGCUGCUGCCGCCGUUAACGAGGCCCAAAACUUUCCCAGCCUCAAGGAAGCCGUCAACGCCAAGCCCAAAAAGAAGAAAAGCACCACCGUGACGCUUUCUGAGUUCAACAGAGGCAGUUAUGCCUCCGGCGAGAACCAGGGCUUAACGCCCGAUGAGCUUCUCCGUCUCCCUACCGGUCCGAAGGACCGUUCCGGCGAGGAAAUGCAGUUCAAUCGCCUCGGCGGUGGCUUUUCCUCUUACGACCGCUCCGGUCCCCGCACGCGAGACCGCGACGGCGGCAACAACGACGGUUCCUGGGGCGGGGGAAGGAGAUCCUACGGUGGAUUUGAUGAAGAACGCAGGGGACCAGUUUCUAGGGUUUCGGAGUUCGAUCAGCCGUCGAGGGCUGAUGAGGUAGACAAUUGGGCGUCGGUGAAGAAACCUCUCCCCUCGUUCGAUUCAGGCCGGCAAAAUCGAUACAGUGGCGGCGGCGGUGGCGGUAGUGGCGGUUUUGGUGGUGCAUCAAGGGCCGAUGGUGUGGAUAAUUGGGCGGUUGGUAAGAAGCCUCUUUCUGUUAGAUCUUCCACGUUUGGUUCUGGCUAUCGUGAUUCCGGCGUGGAGCAUGAUCGAUGGACGAGGGGUGCGCCGCGUGACGUGGAGCCUGAUCGAUGGACGAGGGGCGCUCCCCGUGAAGUGGAGCGGCCGAGGUUGGUGUUGGAUCCCCCUAGAGGCGAUGGUUCGGUGAAUGAAGCCCCAGUGAAGACGAAUAAGCCGAGUCCGUUCGGCGCGGCGAGGCCGAGGGAGGAGGUGUUAGCUGAGAAGGGUUUGGAUUGGAAGAAGAUGGAUUCGGAGAUUGAGGCGAAGAAGACGAGCCAACCCACGAGUGCACAUUCUAGCAGGCCUUCUAGUGCCCAAUCUAGUCGUUCUGAGGGUCCCGGGUUGCAGGGGACUGAUACUGUGCCUAAAUCAAAGCCUAAGGUGAACCCCUUUGGGGACGCCAAGCCUAGGGAGGUUUUGCUGGGCGAGCGAGGCAUGGAUUGGCGGAAGAUUGAUCUUGAUUUGGAGCAUCGUGGUGUUGACAGGCCUGAGACAAUGGAGGAAAAAUUAUUAAAAGAAGAAAUUGAUAAUUUGAAGAAGGAACUUGAAAAAGAAUCUACAAUAAACUCAAAUUAUGAAUCUGUGGAUGAGGCUGGUGGAGACCAAACCAUUGCACUUGCAUUGUUAGCACAGAAAGAAAGGGAGCUGGAGCUUCUUAUCCAUGAUUUGGAUGACAAAGUUCGUUUUGGGCAGAAAGCUGUUGAAAGGCCAGGUUCAUCGGCAGGAAAAGCUACUGCUUCUUCUGAUAGGCCACCUUCUCGUUCCAGCUCAUUUGAGGAUUCUAGAAGUGUGGAUUUUGCAGACAGACCUCAAUCCCGUGGCACAGGAGAUAUGUGGAUGCGUCCUAGUGAUGACAGAAGACAAUUUCAAGGUAGCAGGGAAAGGGGAUGGUUUUCAGGUAGCAGAGAUUUGAAUAGGUCAAGGUCAAGAGAGAGAUGGUGAACUGCAGUUUUGUGGGGAUUACGAGUUAUCUUAAACUUUUGAUGACCAGAACCUAAUACUAUUUUGUUACUUGUCUUUUCUAAUCGUUUUGUUCAUUCUACUCCAGGAAUUGGAGCAACAAUCAUUGAGUACUGGCACUAAAAACUUUUGCCUAAUCUGUUAUUGCAUCUCAAAAACAUUGUAAAUUUGUUUUCUCCCAACUGGUAAUUUUUUGGGUGUCUGGAUGAAGGCAGAAAAGCCUGUAAUUUUAUUAGGACUUAAUUCUUAUUGAGGAUUAUGGAACUUGCUAGUUAAUGUGAUAUUUUUCUGAUAUAAAAUCAUUUUUCCCCCAUUUUUGCAUAUGCAAUAUUGACCAGUUGAUAUUCUAACAUCAGUGGUCUCA
This is a messenger RNA of Abrus precatorius (Indian licorice), 2288 nucleotides long. Its product is annotated as eukaryotic translation initiation factor 4B2-like. The coding region runs from base 311 to 1906 and encodes 531 amino acids. NCBI's taxonomy places the organism in Eukaryota, Viridiplantae, Streptophyta, Magnoliopsida, Fabales, Fabaceae. Gene Ontology annotation, molecular function: translation initiation factor activity; mRNA binding. The transcript has 3 exons. The record is from RefSeq and is a predicted model, not a curated record.